Molecule: messenger RNA, 318 nt
Organism: Solanum lycopersicum (tomato)
Lineage: Eukaryota; Viridiplantae; Streptophyta; Magnoliopsida; Solanales; Solanaceae
Source: RefSeq, a predicted model, not a curated record
AUGGCACCAGAAGUGAUUCGAUCAGAACCUUAUGAUGAAAAGUCGGAUGUCUAUAGUUUUGCCAUUAUUCUCAAUGAGCUUCUCACCGGAGAAUAUCCUUACAUUCAAACUCACUAUAAUCCUUCUAAGAUAGCAUUAGAAGUUGCAGAAAAUGGGUUAAGGCCACAACUUCCGGAGCAGGAAGAUGAGAAACUUGAAGAGCUGAUACAACUUAUACAACUCUCGUGGGAUGAAGACGUUGCACUUAGGCCUUCUUUUCGAGCUAUAACAUAUACUCUCACAAACAUUCACCACAAAUUAAUACUUAGUAACAUUUAG